Gossypium arboreum is the source of this 2352-nucleotide messenger RNA. RefSeq names its product pentatricopeptide repeat-containing protein At5g44230. The transcript has a single exon. Lineage: Eukaryota; Viridiplantae; Streptophyta; Magnoliopsida; Malvales; Malvaceae. The coding region runs from base 201 to 2177 and encodes 658 amino acids. The record is from RefSeq and is a predicted model, not a curated record. Gene Ontology annotation, molecular function: RNA binding; protein binding; zinc ion binding. Gene Ontology annotation, biological process: RNA modification.
UUCAUGAAUGAUUGCAUAAAAUAUUUUCAUACCGUCUUUACUCUAAAGAAACCCAAAGCGCAGCGUUUAAUCGCCACAGGUACCCCUGCGCACGCUCUCUCUUUCCCUCCCACUACCGUAUUUGGUUAUUGCUUCAUAGUGCAUAUAGGUAGAGUAGGAGCUAGAAACUUAUGGAUUCCAGCAUUUCUGAAUUUGCAUAAAUGGUACACCUUUCCCACAAAUUCUCUACAAUACCCAUAAAUUUCAUCCCAAAACAAUUCUCCAAACACCUUCCCCAACAAAUCCCAUCCCAAAUAACCCCUCCAUUCAUCCCUUUCUCUCAACGUCAAAACCAACGCUCCCUUUUAGAAUCUCAACUCAUUUCAGCUCUCAAUUGCUGCACUUCCCUUACCCAAAUCCAACAAAUCCAUGCUCGUAUCCUCCGUAAAGGUUUUGAACAAUGCUGCUAUGUUCUCACCAAGCUAAUACGUAUCCUCACGAAAAUGGAAAUCCCAAUGGAUAGUUAUGCUAAGCUUGUUUUUAAUCAGGUUGAGAACCCAAACCCAUUUCUUUGUACUGCUCUUAUUCGUGGGUAUUGUUUACAAGGUCAUGUUAAGGAAUCUGUUUUUGUGUACAGUGAAAUGAGGAAAAAAAAUGUUUUGCCUAUUUCGUUUACGUUUUCGGCUCUUUUUAAAGCUUGUGGUGUUGUUAAUGAUGUGGAUUUGGGUAGGCAAAUUCAUGGCCAGACGAUUUUGAUUGGUGGGUUUGGGUUUGAUUUGUUUGUUAAGAACAGUUUGAUUGAAAUGUAUGUUAAGUUAGGGUUUUUAGGAUGUGGGAGGAAGGUGUUUGAUGAAUUGCCUGGAAGGGAUUUGAUUUCCUGGACGGAGUUGAUUGUUGGGUAUGUGAAAGCUGGGGAUAUGGAAUCUGCAGGGGAAUUGUUUAGUGAAUUGCCUAAGAAGGAUAUGGUGGCGUGGACGGCGAUGGUUACGGGGUAUGCUCAGAAUGCUAAGCCUAGAGAAGCAUUGGAAUUUUUCGAGAGGAUGCUAAAUGAAGGGGUUGAAACAGAUGAGGUUACUUUGGUUGGGGUUAUUUCUGCUUGUGCACAACUAGGUGCUGCAAAAUAUGCGAACUGGAUUCGGGAUACUGUUGAGAAUUUGGGGUUUAGUCCUACUCGUUGUGUUGUAGUGGGAUCGGCUUUGAUUCAUAUGUACUCGAAGUGUGGGAGUGUUGAGGACGCAUAUAAGGCUUUUAAGGUAAUGGAAGAAAAGAAUGUGUUUUCAUACAGUUCGAUGAUUGCAGGGUUUGCUAUGCACGGUUAUGCUUAUGCGGCAUUGGAAUUAUUCCAUGAAAUGGUGAAAAUUGGGAUCAAACCAAAUAAAGUUACGUUUAUUGGAGUGCUUACAGCUUGUAGCCAUUCAAGAAUGGUAGAACAAGGUCGUCAAAUAUUUGAAUCGAUGGAGGAGAAAUUCGGGAUUUCUCCAGGUGUUGAUCAUUAUUCUUGUAUGGUUGAUCUUCUUGGUCGAGCUGGAUGUCUAGAAGAAGCACUUAACCUUGCUGAAACAAUGCCAUUAGAGCCUAAUGGAGGUGUUUGGGGGGCAUUGCUAGGAGCAUGUCGGACUUAUUCUAAUCCUGAUAUCGCUCAGAUUGCUGCUAACCAUUUAUUUGAGUUAGAACCUAAUGCUAUCGGAAACUACAUCUUGCUUUCUAACAUAUACGCUUCAGCAGGACAGUGGAACGAUGUUUUAAUGGUAAGGAAAAUGAUGAGAGAGAGAGGUCUAAGAAAAAAUCCUGGAUGUAGCUGGUUGGAAUCCAAGAAGGGUGUAAUUCAAGAGUUCUUUUCCGGAGACAUGUCACAUCCAAGGUACGGUGAGAUGAAGCAAGUGCUCGAGGAUCUUCUAAAUAGGUUAAAAGCUAUUGGGUACCAGCCAAACAUGAAUUCUAUUGCUUAUGAUGUGAGUGAUGAAGAAAAGAGACGAAUACUAAUCACUCAUAGCGAGAAGCUAGCUCUGGCAUUCGGGCUACUCGAUAUAAAUGCCGAUUUCCCCAUAAGGAUUAUGAAGAACAUAAGAAUGUGUGAAGAUUGCCACUCAUUUCUUUGUGCUGUAUCUCAAAUCACAAGAAGGGUAAUUAUUGUAAGGGAUAACUUGAGAUUUCACCAUUUCCAUGAUGGGAAGUGCUCUUGUGGUAACUUCUGGUGAUCGGUGAAAGUUGAAUAUUUUUCAAGGUGCGAUAUUGAUACAUUUGAAUCUUUUACACAUAUAUUGAAUCUUAUCUAUCGUAGAUGGUGAGAUAGGAUUUUGUAUGCCAUCAUAUUCUGAAACUUGCAUCAUAACAAUGUGUUGCAUUUUUCCAACCAAAAGCUGUUGGUAAAAA